This is a messenger RNA of Cinara cedri, 8450 nucleotides long. NCBI's taxonomy places the organism in Eukaryota, Metazoa, Arthropoda, Insecta, Hemiptera, Aphididae. The record is from the annotation of a GenBank genome assembly.
GUCUUCCAUCAGUCACAUCAUCUGAUUAAAUUUCUUCGUUCCUCCUUCUGUAUACAUUUUGUUUUAUUAUUUUGUUAUUAAUUAUAGGUACCUACUUUUAAUUUUUUAAUUAGUUGGUUAAUCAUAUUUUAACAAAGGUCUAAUUGUUCACUGAUCUUAUAUUUUGUAGUUUGUACUUGUUACUGUUUUUACCUUAUUCAUCGAUUUGUCAAGGACGGAGAAAUCCAAAAUAUAACAAAGGUGGGUAUAUGUGUGCACUAAUGCGUAUAUGUGUGCGUAUGUUUAUCUCGCACAGCUGUUGAGGGGAAAAUGCAAUAAUAAAAGACAGAAAAAAAAGAAAGAGUACAUAUUAUAAUAUUAUUAUAUUAUGUUUAUCGAUGGAUUCGUUAUUUUAGAUUUGAUGUGUCGUAGUCCAAUAAUAGAUUUUCGUAGAGGUGGGAAAAGCGUUUAAAUCCAGCCGUCGCGUAGCAAGACUGGCCUCGAGUGGCGAUUCUGAUGACGGUGGGCUUGUUCCACCACCGCGUAAGAAAAGGUACUUGGAUACGGAAGAAACAAUGUUGCAGCCAACUAAUGGCUGUUUGCAACACAAUGGAUCGGUGGAUCAACCAUCGUCCAGUUCGACCAUUAAUGGUUCUGCAACUGGCAAUGGAGAUGGUCAAGACCAAAGCAACGGUUGUAGUAUCAAGGGAAGGUCAAGCCAAGAGAUUGUUAGGCUCAUCGGCCAACACUUAAAGCUUCUUGGACUCAAGUGAGUUUCUAGAGUUUUCUAGUAGCAUUUUGGAUCUAGUUGGUAGUUAUAAUAUUCUAUAAUUCCUUGUACUUUACUUAAUAAUGUAGAAAAACAAAAACAUACAGUUAGGAUACCUGAGAAAAUUUUUGUAACGUCAGUUUUAAUUAAUCAAUUUUGGUUUUUUGUUAUGGUUUACUGAGAAAUAAUUUUAGACUUAAUGUUUACUGGAUAUUUAUCUAUUUCUAUUUAAAUUGUUUAGACAUGAUAUAAUUUCAAAUAUUGUUUUAGAUUUUUGAGUUGUUUCUACAUAGGUAUUUGAAACCAAAUUUGCCCAGUCUAUUAGUUUACUUUAUGGAUUUUUGUGGACAUUUCUUAGUCUCUUGAAAUAAAAAUUAAAUAUUAAGUUUGUUCUAAAACUUUGAAAAAAAAGUUUAAUGAUAAUUUAAACUUUUUUUGUACUUGCCCCUUUUAUACCUAAGUGUAUAAAAUUCAAAUAUUGAUAAAAUUAAUAAAAAGUCAAUUUUUGAAAAAGUGUUUAACCCUUUCAGAAUCAGUCUUUGUUCUUAUGUUUAUCAAAUUAUUAAUUUAGUAUAAAAAAUAAAUUACAUUGUGUCUGGUGCAUAUAUCCACGGUGCAAGUAAUGUACUGUACCUAUCUUUUUUUUAUUUUUUUUUUUACAUUAGAUCACUUGUAUGAUUCAUUAUUGUUUAUAUCCAUUUUAACCUUAAUUAUUUGAUUGCCUACCAUAGUAAAAUGAGUCUAAAUGUAUAUUCGUAUAUACGUUUUUGGAAUGUGAAUACAUAGCAGAGCAAGUGCCAAACAUCAUCUAAUCAUAACCUAAAUCUAAAAAUCAAAUUUGAUAAUAAUUCAACACUUAGUUUUACAAAAGAUAAACUUGAUGUUUAGCUUUCUCUUAAACAUAUUUAGGUAGAUACCAAUUUUAUUUUUAGCCGUACGUUAAUAUAAUGUAUUUAAAUAGAUUAACUUAACCCACUUUUAGUUUUAGUUUUAAAUUUUACAUAUUUGAUAAGUAGGAUGUUGUCAAAGUAGCUUAAAUAAUUUUAUAUUUAGGUAUUACAAACUUUAUUAUUUAUAACUGUUCUUAUUCCUUUUUAUUUCAAGAAAAUUAAACAAAAAUUAACAUAUAUUCUAGCAUUGUCAGGUUUACAUAUAACCAGAAUAAGCAGUUGAUUAGAGCAGCAAAAUUAUAGUUAUUAGUUGCCUUUUUACCUAUACUUUUAUUUCAGAUUUUUCCCAAUUAUUUUUAGAAAAUCCCUUGGAAAAUCGAAAAAUGAUCCUCCUAAUGCACCAACUUGAGAAAAUUACCUUUCAGAAAAUAAAGUUUAUACUUCUGAACAAGUUUUCUGGUAGAAAAGUUGUUUAUAGACAGAAAAAUACAUAUUAAAACUAAUAGAUCUCUUGCUACACUUCAAAUCUAAAAAUAGAUCAUAUUCACUCUAAGUACCUCUAGGAAAUAUAAUUGUUAUAAAUUCAAGACCUUGUAAAAAUCUUCAUCUUUCAAAAAAAAAAAAUGAUUGAUUUAGACAAGAAAGUUAACCCUGUAAAGUAUAUUUUGGGGCAAAAAAAGCACCCCUGAUACAAUUGUUUUAAAAAACUAGUUUGUUAAUAAUUUCUAUAUAUAAUUGGGAAUAAAAGUAAAUAUAAGUCAUAUUAAAUUACUGUUUCAAAUAAAAUCUACAUUGCAACCAGUGUCAACUUAACUGUUAAGUUUUUUAAUCCUGUUCGUUUAGAAACUCAACAAUUUGACGACUCCAAUACGAAAAAGUGAACUUUGAUAAUAUUGCGCUUCCGUGUAUUCUGAAUUAACUUAAGUUAUUCAAAUGUAUAAGAAAUAACAUUAUAUCUAUUAUAUUUUAUUUCUCUCACUAUUUUAAAAUCUUUCAUAUUUUAUUUUAGUCAAACAGCUGAAGUAUUAAUGCAAGAAUCAGGCUGUCGUCUAGAACAUCCUGCUGCUACCCAAUUUCGACAUCAUGUAAUGGAUGGUGAAUGGCACAAAGUAUGAAUCAUAAUGAAUAUAUUUGAAUCAAACAUUUUUUAUACAUAAUUUCUUUUACAAUUACAGUAUAAAGUAUUUAUACAUGUAUUGGCCAUUUUUUUUUUUUAUUAUUAUAUAUAGUUAUAAUUACACAAUUAAUACAAAAUGUAAACAUAAUUUAAUGUAUUAUAAUUCAACAGCAUAAAAUAUUACCUAACACAGCAUAUUGUAAAUGGGUUACUUUUUAUUCUUGGUUACACUAUUAUAAAAUAACUUAUAAUAUUUUAGGUUAGUGCAGAUUUGAAUGAACUUCAAACCUUGGUAGGAAAUACAUGUCAGUAUUUUUUGGUAAGUGUAUUUUUUUUUUUAAACUACAUUAAAAGUAUAAUUUUGAUUAUAACAUAAUUAUUUAUUUUUAUUAGGAUAUGAAGUUUUUAAUAUUUGAACAAAAAUAUUUGGAAUAUUUAGAGGAUGGUAAGGUUUUAGAUGCAUUGCAUGUUUUACGUAAUGAGCUGACGCCUUUACAACAUAAUAUUGAUAAAGUUCAUAUCCUUAGCAGGUAAGUAAGCUUUUAAAAUUGAAAACUGUUAUUUGAAUUAUUAUGGAUAACUAUAUUUUAUUUAUUUUUUAUAGUUACAUGAUGUGUAGUGGACGAGAUGAAUUAAUGAAGCGAGCAAAUUGGGAAGGAAAAGGACUUAAAUCUCGAACACGGCUUAUGGAUAUGAUUCAACAAUUUUUGCCACCUCACAUUAUGUUACCACCUAAGAGGUAAAUUAUCAAUCAAUAAAAUUGCAUUAUGCAAAAUACAACUUAUUAUUGAUUACUUAUAUGUGUAUGUUUUUAUCUUGAAAAUGUAUAGGUGUACUAUCAACAUUUUUAAAAAUAUAUUAUAUUGAUAGCAUCACCCAUGUAAUUCAAUAAAUAUAAUAAUCUAUGCAAAGUGCAGAGUUUAUUGAUCUUACUGUUAUAAUUUAAUUUUUUUUGUUUAACUCAACCUUUUACAGAUGUCCUAUGUAAUUUAUUUUUCCAUUAAGUAUCAUGUAUAUAUCUUGUAUAUUUUACCAAUGUAUAGCAAUUUUCAUGAAAAUAAUAUAUUUUUAUCAUUAAAAUUAUUGGUUAUAUUUCAUUAAAAAUUAAUUUUAGGUUACAUAUGCUUUUAACACAAGCAGUAGAAUUGCAGAGAAAUCAAUGUUUAUUUCAUAAUUCAUUGUUUGAUGAUUCCAUUGAAAGUGUUUCCUUACUUACUGACCAUAAGUGUUCACUGUAAGUAUUAAUUAAAAUAUAAUAUCUAAUUACUUUUGUGAAAAAAGAAGACAUUUUUUUUAUUGCAGAGAACAAAUUCCGUGUGAAACUGUCCAAAUACUAACUGAACAUUGUGAUGAAGUAUGGUUCUGUCGUUUCUCACCUGAUGGAAAAAAAUUAGCAACUGGCUCAAAAGAUGCAUCCAUAAUAAUAUACGAUGUUGAUCCAGUAUGUUAACCAUGGAUAAAUUUGAAUCCAUUUUAUCUUCCAUAUAAUCCAUUUUAUUUUAUUUAUAAUAAAAUCUUAUUUUUUAGGAAACAUUAACUGUUGAGCAAUCAAUUACUUUAGAUGGUCAUUCAUAUGGAGUCAGUUACCUUUCGUGGUCUCCAGAUGGUGAACUUCUUAUGGCUUGUGGGCCAGAAGACAGUCCUGAUUUAUGGGUCUGGAAUGUUAGUACUGGUGUUUUAAGGUUAAAACUAUCACAUUCAUCAGAUGAUUCAUUAACUGCGUGUUCUUGGCAUAAAGAUGGUCAAAAAUUUGUCUGUGGAGGAAUUAGAGGACAAUUUUAUCAAUGUGUAAAUAUAUACAUGUAUAUUUUAAAUAUUAUUAUAAUUUAAUAAUAAAUACAUUUUAGGAUUUAGAAGGUUCUGUAUUAGAUUCAUGGGAGGGUGUAAGGGUAAAUUGCCUUUGGUGUCGAUCUGAUGGACGAACAGUGUUGGCAGCAGACACCCGCCAACGAAUUCGUUCAUAUAAUUUUGACGAGCUAAGUGAUCAAAAUUUGUAAGUACAAUACAAUUUUAUAAUUUCAUUAUUUUUUAAUUUUUUUGCAAAAAAGAUUAUUAAGAAGAUAUGUCAAAAAAAUUCAAAACUUUUUUGGAAAAGACUGGGUUUUUAAUGCUGAAGAUAGUAGUGUCAAUCACAAUUUUUCAAAAACUUAUUUUAGAAGUUAUAGUGGUUUGCAGACUAUGUAUGUGAAACAUACAAUUGUAAAUAUAGGAGAUGGCUUGCUACGCAUGCUGGUUUUGCUUGCCAACUCGAGCUCUAGCUGAGUUAACCUACGUUUCCAACCUUAUGCUAUUUGGAGGAGGACAGUGUUAUACAUUUUAAACUAUUGUAAGCCACCUCUAUUUAGUACAGCAAAACUGUAAAACAAGUAUUGAUUUAACGGUUUGAGGUGUAUUAACAUAUUACAAUUUUUUUUAUAAUUAUAAGGGGGCAUCCCAUAUCAGGUUUGCAAAACCCUAAAAAUAAUAAACUUCAAGUAGCUAAAAUCUCUUUAAUAAUGAUUUCUGCAAACAAAUUCAAACAUUUUCAAAGUCAUUGUUGAGAAACAUAUAUUUUCCAAUAAAAAACUUUAAAAAUUUAGAGUGGCGUGGUAAAGUGCAUAUUAAUCAGAUUAAUUAUCAAUUGUUUGAAUAGAAUACAAGAGGAUCAUCCUAUAAUGUCUUUCACAGUCAAUAAAACUGACCGCCUUGCUCUCCUCAAUGUUGUAUCACAAGGUGUUCAUUUAUGGGAUUUACAAGAUAAGUGUUUGGUAAGGAAAUUCCAAGGAGUAACACAGGGCCAUUUUUCAAUACAUAGUUGUUUUGGCGGUGUUAAUCACGAUUUUAUAGCUAGUGGAAGUGAAGGUUUGAAAAUUAGAAUUUUUAAUAAAUAUUCAAUAUUGUAACAAUAAAAUUAUUAUGCUUAUAAUUUUAUUUUAUAGAUAAUAAAGUUUAUUUAUGGCAUAUUAAACAUGAACUGCCUAUAGCAACGUUACCUGGCCAUACAAGAGCAGUAACUUGUGUUAGUUGGAACCCUGUUUAUCAUCAAAUGCUUGCUUCUGUUUCUGAUGAUUGCACUGUUCGUAUUUGGGGUCCUGCUGCAAUGUAUCGUAAACAAAAAACUAAUAGUGGUAAGUUUUUCAUUGAUGAUUUACUUCGUUAAUUAAUUUAAUUUGUUAAAAUUAAAACUAAUGGUUUUAACUAGUCAAUGGUGUAUACCAGUACCCUUUUUUUCCAUACCUAAUUGAUUAUAUUCAAUUUCUAUAUUAAUAUUUUAUCCACAUCAAAAACUAUUAUAUGUAUGGGAUAUUUAAUUUAUGGAGUAAUAAAUAUUUUUUUUUUUAUACUUUUUUUAUUAAACUUAUAACCUUUUGAAUAAAAAUCAGAUUUCUAAAAAUAAGUGAUAAAAGUGGUUAAAACAUUAUUAAUUUUAAAAUAAAUACUUUUUAAAUAUCAUAUUUUUAUAUAAACUUAUAACAAAACAAAACAUUAGUUUAAAAAUUUGAUUCUCAUAUAUUUAUAUUAGGUAUUUAAUAGCCAUAUUUAAUGAUUAUGAUUUAGAUUUAAUUAUUUAACGUUCAUACAUUUUUUAAAUUAUUAAAAUGAUAUUAUUUUCCAUAUCUUUAACAUUUAAAAUGUUGUUUUAAACUUAACAUUGUUAUUUUAAAAUAAGACAUUAAAUUUGUAGACAAUUUUUUUGAUCAUCUCCAAUAGAACUUUUCUAGCACAUAUUAUUAUUAUAUAGAGAUAUGCUAUUUAAUUUAAACACAUACACUUAAGUCUCUAAUAAUGUGUAAUUAAAAUUAAUACAUAUUCCAAAAAUAAUAAAAUAAGACUUAAAAUAUCAAAAAAAUAUAUAUAUACCUAAAUAUGUUAAAAUUAUUAUAAAUACUAAUUUUAAAUAAAAAUAUCUUAUAUAGGUUUUUUAAAACUUUGUAAAGUUAUAAUUAAUUAGAUAAUAGUUUAUUUUAAUACAUGUUUCAAGUAUGUAUAUUUAUUAAAACUCCAGUUUCAUUAAUUCCAUAUGUCGUUGAAAGAUGAACAAAUGUUAAAAUAAUUUUCAAAGUAUGAAGUUUUAUAAAUAUUUAAAUAUACCAUAUUGAGUUUAGUAUAAACAUUUAUUUUUUAUUUAAUACAAUUAUUGAACACUAGCUAUGUUUAUUUAUUAUACAGCAAUUAUUGUCAUACCUGUGUAUUUUAUAUUUUUGAAUUAACUUCAGUGUAGUUUUUAUUAAUAAAAACAUUUAUAAUAUACUGUAGUAUUAAAUCCAUAUUGGUUAAUCAUAUACAGAUUAUAGUUAAAAUCACAAUUAACUGUAAUUAUAAAAAAUAGAUUUAUUAUGAAUCUGCUAAUAUACUUUUAACUUUUUAUAGUAAAAAUUAAAAUAUAUUUAAUAUAUUAUGUGAUAUGAUAAGUAUUUAGUUAUUAAUAAUUAUAUAAACAUGUAUUUAUAAUAAUUGUAUUAAAUAUAUUGUGAUUCAUUAUUAUAGAUUAUAUAAUAUCGUAUCUGAAAAUACAUCAUUACUCAAUAAGUAAAGUAUUUUAUAACAAAUUAAUUCAUUACAUUGUAUUUGUUAAUACUUUGUAAUACAUUAGGAUAUUAUGAUUGUCAUGGUUUGCUUAUCAAAAUUAUGGAAUUAGAACAUUUUUAACAUGCAUGAUGAAUCAUUCACAAGUAUUCUAUUUACAAAAUUAAAAAUAUUGUAAAUUGUUUCAAAAUUUAUUUUCAUUACUAUUUAUUAAUUAAAUAGAUCUCAAACUGCUACAAAGAUACUGGUUUUCUUUUAAAAAGAAUAUUUAGAUUAAUAUUUUCUUAUACUUAAUUUUAUAUACAGAACCUGUUACUAAAGUAAAAACCACAUUUUUUUUUCUUUUUACACAGAUUUAAACAGCGAUUCUGGGUCACCUUCCAAACAUAUGUAAAAAAAAAAAAAUUAUUGAGACUAUUUGAAACAAAUAAUGUGUAUUUUGUUUUGCCAUUAAUAAACUUUAUAUUUUAAAGCUCUUUUUUUUUGAACAUUUUUUAACUUUCAGUUUUCAUGUUAUUUUCUGUUAAAGACAAGUUUAUAAAAAAAAUAAUGCUACAAAGUUGUUUAGAAUGCCACAUGUUAUAUUUUAUUUUAUAGCAUUUGAGGGUAUAAAAAACAUAAAAUAACAGAGCUAAAUAAAAAAAAAAAGGUUGUAAAUAUUUUUUAAUUGCAAAACUCCUAGACUUUAAGUCAUGUAUUUUCAAAUACUUAUUAUAAUUUUUUUGUAUAGUUAAUAGAUUGUUUUACCAAUAGAUUAUUUUAUUCUUUUUUCUAAUUCAUUACAAUAUUGAUGCAAUUUGAUUUAUAUAUAAAUAAAAUAUAAUUGUUAAGAUAAAUACCUAUGUAAUUGUCAUUGAGCUACUAUUGACUUAAAAAAAAAAUAAUAAAUAAUAUAUAAAAGUUUUAACAAUAUGUACAUGUCUUUUUUUUUCAUCUUAAUUAAUUUAAAUUUUUCAAUAUUUCCCUUGUGUUUUCCAGUUCUCACAUAUAAAUAAAAUACUUUUUUGGGGAUAUUUAAAAUCGUAUGCUAAACCCAUUAAAUUCUUUUCUUGCCAAAUACUCGAAGUUCAUCAGAUCACAUCGUUCAAUUUUGCUUCCAGGACUUCCUUCAUUUGACAGCCAUCCAAUCCUGUAAUACAAGUAUAAGGAUAAUAUUUACUGUCAUUUUUAUUAAUAUAUUUCUUUAAAG